AAUAAGUCAUCCGAAUAGUGGUUACGUCUGUAAUCGGUUAAAUCCGUUAACGCUCGCUUUAACGACGAAACUAUAAUUAUUGUGCUAUACCGGUAGUGAUGUGCUCAGUAGAAAGUUGAAAACUUGAAAAUGGGUUACUUCCGUGCUAAAACCACUUCACAAUGGGAUAGUGAUAUUAAACCGUUACAGUUUAAACCUAAUCAUACAUCGGUGUAUAAAAACUUUUGUUUGUUAAGUGUGACUUUCGCAUUUAGUGUUGGAUUUACUUUAGGAAUUUUGAUACCUUUAGUUUAUAUAAAAUCGCAUAACGCGAAUGAGACUGAAUCUAUAUUAAACGAAACUCUAGCUACUAAUACUUCAGUUAUAAAAACAAUUUUUCUAAAUAACAGUUACGGUUACAUGAACUAUACUAGAAACAAGUUUCCAUCGGUGUCUUUCGUCGAAAAUAUCAAAGAACCUUCUAGUGAUGAACAAUUAAUUGAAGAUGGUAUUUAUUGGGGACGAACAAUCGAAAGGGCGUUACCAGAAGGAUAUCACGACAAGAAGCACGUAAUAUGGGAAGAUUAUGUUAAAAACGCGAUAGCUGUCAAAAUGGAAAACGGUUGUGGGAGAAUGCAAAAUCGAUUGAUAACUUUUCAAGAUGGCACGAAAGGUUGCGUGAGAUAUAGACAAAACACGGAUCAAAUACAGGGAGAAUUAUUUAGUUUUUAUCUCGCUAAAAUAUUGAACAUACCUAAUCUUGCUCCUAGUACUAUAAGAGUGAUAAAUUUGAACGAUCCGUUGUGGCGUAACUUACGCAACGAAAUAGCUUCGGCUCAAUGGAAUUCAAACAGACCGAUUGUUUUAACUCAAUUCAUAUCAAAUUUGAAUUCUGCCAACAUUCCAAAUGUCUUCAAACCAGUGGAACGGCACUUGAAUAAAUUCGACGUAAUAAAUAUGACAAAAAAUGAGGUCUUAGAUAGCGGUGAUUUAAUUAAAACCUUAAUAGAAUUAGCUCAAUGGUCCGAUUUGAUUAUAUUCGAUUACUUAACCGCUAAUUUAGACAGGAUAGUUAACAAUUUGUACAACUAUCAAUGGAAUGCUAAUAUUAUGGACGCGCCUGCGCAUAAUCUUGCGAGAAAAGCCAACAGUGAUUUAUUAUUAUUUUUGGACAACGAGUCGGGACUUUUACAUGGGUACAGGUUACUUAAAAAAUACGAAGUUUAUCAUUCCAUCCUUUUGGAUAAUUUGUGUUUGUUUAGAAGACAAACAGUGGAUAAGAUCAAAGAGUUGAAAAGCAAAGGUAACAUUGGACACAUGUUACGAGGUAUGUUUGAGAAGUUGAACAGUGAAACAGUUAAAGAUAUUUUACCAACGAUACCAGACAAAAGUGUAAAAAUUCUAAACGAACGAAUAGAGAAAGUCUCCAAUCAAAUUUCCAAAUGUGAGUCUAAUUUUUCCAAUAGUUAGUUGAACAAUAUGACAAAAAUAGGUUUUUAUAAAAAAUUUUUCGGUAAUUUAUACU
Diorhabda sublineata is the source of this 1504-nucleotide messenger RNA. It is a transcript of the gene fj, whose product is annotated as extracellular serine/threonine protein kinase four-jointed. The transcript has a single exon. Gene Ontology annotation, biological process: cell-cell signaling. NCBI's taxonomy places the organism in Eukaryota, Metazoa, Arthropoda, Insecta, Coleoptera, Chrysomelidae. The record is from RefSeq and is a predicted model, not a curated record. The coding region runs from base 130 to 1449 and encodes 439 amino acids.